UCGACCCCUCUCACUUAUACCGCAUUGAAUUGGAUGAGAAAAAAAGGCGCGGCCGUGUCCUUUUGCUUCUACUGUUGUCUCGGCGACCGGCAGUCCCAGGCUCCCAGAGGAAAAGCUCCAAUCGGACUCUCGCGGCCUCCAAUCCCACCUCGAGGAUCAAUCCUUCUUGAGGUAGAAAAAAACAGAGAAGCGGAUAUCCAAAAGAAAUUUAUGGUGUUCCAUACAUACCACUGAAGAUAAUUCAACAGAUUCACAUAUUGAGCCUGUGCCAUGCUCAAAGAGUGUUAAUUUUGCUUCAACUCAGGACAACAAUGGAAGCAACUGGAUCCACUUCCUUAUCAAAGAACAAAGUGGCUGAACUUACUAACUUGGCUUUGGAAACAUACAAAAAGAAGCCUCUUUCUUACUGGCUUUUAUUGAUUCUUAGCAGUAGUGCAAUGCUUGUGGCAUUUCCUGCUUCAAGCCUCCUGUCCCGUCUCUAUUAUGCCAAUGGUGGCAAGAGCAAAUGGAUAAUUUCCUGGGCAGCAGUUGCAGGAUGGCCCCUAACUGCCCUCUUCUUAAUUCCUAUGUAUAUCUGUGGUAAAAUAUCGCCAACUCCACUUUCCCUUAAGCUCUCUGUUUGGUACAUUGUGCUUGGAUUCCUUAGUGCUGUUGACAACCUUAUGUAUGCAUGGGCUUAUGCAUAUCUUCCAGCAUCAACUGCUUCUCUCCUUGCAUCAUCUUCUCUUGUAUUUUCCGCUUUGUUUGGAUAUUUUAUUGUGAAGAAUAAAUUGAACCUCUAUUCCAUAAAUGCAAUUGUUAUUAUCGCUGCUGGUACGGUCAUCAUAGCCCUGGAUUCAAAAUCAGACAGAUAUGAAGGAAUAAGCGACACACAAUACACCUUGGGGUUCAUUUGGGAUAUUGUAGGGUCAGCUCUCCAUGGUCUGAUCUUUGCACUCUCAGAGCUGGUUUUUGUGAAGAUUUUAGGGAGGAGAUCCUUUCAUGUUGUGCUUGAGCAGCAGGUCAUGGUUUCAUUUGCUGGAUUUGUUUUCACCACAAUAGGACUCAUUGUGAAUAACGACUUCCAAGGGAUGCGGUCAGAAGCGAGCAGCUUCAAGCACGGGGAAGUAUCAUAUGCCAUGGUGCUUACUUGGGCAGCCAUUACAUUUCAAGUGGGAGUUUUAGGGGGCACAGCUGUUUUAUUUCUGGCUUCGACUGUGUUGGCUGGUGUUCUCAAUGCAGUAAGGGUACCACUUACCAGCAUUGCAGCAGUUAUUCUGUUCCAUGAUCCUAUGAGCGGUUUUAAGAUUCUAUCCUUGAUCAUCACCGUUUGGGGAUUUGGUUCCUAUAUUGUGGGACACUCAUCAUCGAGCCAAGCCACCUAGCAUAGCAUCGGUUUCUAUGCUCUCCAACAAUCUCUUUAGUGUUGGACAUUCUCUUCUUUCAGAGAAACAACUGGAGUGACAUUUGCAAUUUCUUGUGUGCUUUAGACAGUUCCAUUGGUGUCAAGAGCACUACGUAGAUGAAUGUUUGAGGCUUCGUGGACAAAUUAAACGGCUGCUUUUGCUGAUGUGGGAACAGAGUACAUAAGAUGGCAGAGUACAUGGCUCAGACUGGUAGAAAGCUCCUGGCUCUAAUUGAGCAGAAAGCAAAUAUUUCGAUUUGGCAAUUUCCUCAUAGUUUGAACGUUUGGAGCAUCAUGUUUUUCUAUUGGGUUAUUAUUCUGUUCAAUAAUAGGGUUGGUUUCUAUAGUGUACUAGAUUAUUCAACUUGUGGAUUAGACGAGCAAGCAAGUUAAAAAUCUGCUUUUCUUUUUUAUUUUUAUUUUUAGCAAGGAAAAAUCUGCUUCUCUUUGUGUACC
Molecule: messenger RNA, 1840 nt
Organism: Elaeis guineensis (African oil palm)
Lineage: Eukaryota; Viridiplantae; Streptophyta; Magnoliopsida; Arecales; Arecaceae
Source: RefSeq, a predicted model, not a curated record